UGCGGGACCCCGGGCGGCGGAGCGACUCCGGCACCCGGGCGAGCGAGGGAACCCGCGGCCGGCUGAGCCCGCUCCGGCCGCGAGAGGCGGGCUCCAGCCGCGGUUCGCGCGCUUGCUCUGAGCCCCGGCGCCCAGGUGGGAUGGAAGAAGGCUAUCAGGUGCAGACAACCAAAAGAGGUGAUCCUCAUGAGUUAAGAAACAUAUUCCUACAGUAUGCCAGUACCGAGGUCGAUGGAGAACAUUACAUGACCCCAGAAGAUUUUGUCCAGCGCUAUCUUGGACUGUAUAAUGACCCAAAUAGCAAUCCGAAGAUUAUCCAGCUUUUGGCAGGAGUAGCCGAUCAAACCAAGGAUGGGUUGAUCUCCUAUCAAGAGUUUUUGGCAUUUGAAUCUGUUUUAUGUGCUCCAGAUUCCAUGUUCAUAGUGGCUUUCCAAUUGUUUGACAAAAGUGGAAAUGGAGAGGUGACAUUUGAAAAUGUCAAAGAAAUUUUUGGACAGACUACUAUUCAUCAUCAUAUCCCUUUUAACUGGGACUGUGAAUUUAUCCGACUGCAUUUUGGGCAUAAUCGGAAGAAGCAUCUUAACUACACAGAAUUCACACAGUUUCUCCAGGAGCUACAGUUGGAACAUGCAAGACAAGCCUUUGCACUGAAAGAUAAAAGCAAAAGCGGUGUGAUUUCUGGUCUGGAUUUCAGUGACAUCAUGGUUACCAUUCGGUCUCACAUGCUUACUCCCUUUGUGGAGGAGAAUUUAGUUUCAGCAGCUGGAGGAAGUAUCUCACAUCAGGUUAGCUUCUCCUACUUCAAUGCAUUUAACUCCUUACUGAAUAACAUGGAGCUUGUUCGUAAGAUAUAUAGCACUCUAGCUGGCACAAGGAAAGAUUUUGAAGUCACAAAGGAGGAAUUUUCCCAGAGUGCAAUACGCUAUGGACAAGUCACUCCACUGGAAAUUGAUAUCUUAUACCAGCUUGCAGACUUAUAUAAUGCUACAGGACGCUUGACUUUGGCAGAUAUUGAGAGAAUAGCACCAUUGGCUGAGGGGGCCUUACCUUACAACCUGGCAGAACUUCAGAGACAGCAGUCUCAUGGUUUAGGCAGGCCUGUCUGGCUCCAGAUUGCAGAGUCUGCUUACAGAUUCACUCUGGGCUCAGUUGCUGGAGCUGUGGGAGCCACCGCAGUGUAUCCUAUAGAUCUGGUGAAGACCCGCAUGCAAAACCAGCGUGGCACCGGCUCUGUUGUGGGGGAGCUGAUGUACAAAAACAGCUUUGACUGUUUUAAGAAAGUCUUGCGUUAUGAGGGCUUCUUUGGACUCUACCGGGGUCUGAUACCACAGCUUAUAGGGGUUGCUCCAGAAAAGGCCAUUAAACUGACUGUUAAUGAUUUUGUUCGGGACAAAUUCACCAGAAGAGAUGGCUCCAUUCCGCUUUUUGCAGAGAUCCUUGCUGGGGGUUGUGCUGGUGGCUCUCAGGUCAUCUUCACCAACCCACUGGAGAUAGUAAAGAUUCGCCUGCAGGUGGCGGGAGAGAUCACCACAGGACCCAGGGUCAGCGCCCUGAGUGUGCUGCGGGACCUGGGAAUUUUUGGUUUGUAUAAGGGUGCCAAAGCGUGUUUCCUCCGAGACAUUCCCUUCUCUGCCAUCUAUUUUCCUGUUUAUGCUCAUUGCAAACUACUUCUGGCUGAUGAAGAUGGACAUGUGGGAGGUUUCAAUCUCCUUGCAGCUGGAGCCAUGGCAGGUGUGCCUGCGGCUUCCCUGGUAACCCCUGCUGAUGUCAUCAAGACAAGACUGCAAGUGGCUGCCCGUGCUGGCCAGACGACAUACAGUGGUGUCAUCGACUGUUUCAGGAAGAUACUCCGGGAAGAAGGGCCCUCAGCAUUUUGGAAAGGGACUGCAGCUCGAGUGUUCCGGUCCUCUCCCCAGUUUGGUGUUACUUUGGUCACCUACGAACUUCUCCAGCGGUGGUUUUACAUUGAUUUUGGAGGCCUCAAACCCUCUGGCUCAGAACCGACACCUAAGUCACGCAUUGCAGACCUUCCUCCUGCCAAUCCCCAUCACAUCGGUGGAUACAGACUCGCCACGGCCACUUUCGCUGGCAUUGAAAACAAGUUUGGCCUUUAUCUCCCCAAAUUUAAAUCUAGUGUUCCUGUGGUUCAGUCAAAGGCAGUGGUAACAGCCCAGUGAUGAGACGAGCACCGUGUGGCAAAUCAGCCUCCUGAGAGAGAGGCCUGGGAGGGCAGCCGCGUGGUGCUGGCUGGGCUGAGGAGCCCAUAUGGCAUAUACAUAUACGUGUUUAUAAUCAUUUGCCAGGGGAAAAAAAGAAACCACAAUGCAGUUUCAAGCUUUAGUCUUACGUGUUGAAAUGUUUUCUGAGCUUUGGCAUGAAUUAGUGUUCUAGACUGCUUUGCACAGCUUCCCUUAGAAUGAGUGACUGUACAUAUUGUACAUCUUUGUACAGAGACAUCUCGGCACCUCAUCCCAACAAAUCACAUUUAUAGAAUGUAAUGCAGUUCUAGUGGCUUGAAAUGUACAGAAUGUUUUGAAAGUGUUUUAUUAAAAAUUACAUGGAAAUAAAUGUAUUACAAUUAAAUUCAUUCUCUUAUUGGUGACUUAGAGAAAUAAAGCAUCAAUAUUGGAUGUAUUUAAUUUCUAGCUUGUUUUCCAUUCUGGGAUAAAAAGGUAUUUGCUGAUAAAGAGGUAGAACAAGACCAAGCACUGACACUGCUGAGUGAGAGAUCCUCUGGAAAAGAUGCACGCCAGUGGGUAACAGAGGCCCAGGUGAAUGACUUGAGUGUGCUGAUGCGUUUCCGUUGUAUUGAAUGUGUGCGUAGAUUCUCCUCUGUUCAUCCUUUGAAAGGCUCCCCCCAGACAGCUCCUCUGCUGUCGGCGUGCACGUGGAAAGAGGGGUGUCUCCAGCACACCUGGCUUAGUUUUGCCUUCCUCUGACACAGCACGGCAAGGGGCUGGCUUUCAAAAGAGUAAUGGAUAUUUAGAAAUGUUCCUUCAUAUGGAUAUAAUUCCAAUCAAAAAUAAAAUAGACACCAGAAUAUAUGCAUGUAGUUGAAUUUUCCUUCAUAAAUAUACUGAUAGUGCCUUUUAUUUUGAUUCAUUACUGAUUCCAAAUAACUCAUGUUCAGGUUUCCCUCUCUCACACUGCUAUAGGAACAAGUUCAAUUUAGAAAGGGCUAUGGUGGAAAUGAGGGAAGGAAAGAAGAAAGAGAAAAGCUUAUUUUGUGAUCUAGUGGGGUAUAGUUUCUUCCUCAUGAAUCCAAAUGCAAACUACUUAUUCCAAAAGUCACUCACCAAGGGUGUGAUUACUAAUUUAGAUCUCAACAUGCAUCUUGACAGCCACGUCUACAUUUCAGUGUGGUUGUGAUUUGAUGUAUAGCAUCAAAUUUAUUUACUUUAGCAAACUGCUUUGGGAAAACAUCAUUGCUAUUGCCAGUGAGCUGGGACAUGGGGAUGUACACAAAUAUCUUCAAGGGGCGAGGCUGGAGAAAGACCAGGCCACUCAGUGUGCUACACAGCGCCCGUCAGGUGAUGCCUGGCAGUCCCGUGACCCAGCCACAGGCUCUCAAGGCCCUGCAGGAAUGAAAAAAUUAGCUUUGAAAGCAAAGUUUUCAGUCGUUCUCAGUGGAAUGGAAUAAAUAACAAUACAGUUGUUUUGCUAUUGUCACCUGACAAAAACAUGCAAGUAGUCCAUGGGUAAGUUCUUAAAAAAGAUUCACAUAAUACUAUGUGUGUUUAUGGAGUAAGACGAGGAAUUGCCUUCUUGCCCCAGAGUGCACUGCUGACAGGUUCGAGCAUCAAUCCGUAGUCUGUCUUUCAUCUGUUUAUACAUGUAAAUGUUUAGGUGUACAUAGUUAUGUGUUAAAAACAGGACUGUUUUAAAAUUUA
This is a messenger RNA of Phyllostomus discolor (pale spear-nosed bat), 3890 nucleotides long. RefSeq names its product solute carrier family 25 member 12 (gene SLC25A12). The record is from RefSeq and is a predicted model, not a curated record. Gene Ontology annotation, biological process: malate-aspartate shuttle; aspartate transmembrane transport; L-glutamate transmembrane transport. Gene Ontology annotation, molecular function: calcium ion binding; L-aspartate transmembrane transporter activity; L-glutamate transmembrane transporter activity. The transcript has 18 exons. Lineage: Eukaryota; Metazoa; Chordata; Mammalia; Chiroptera; Phyllostomidae. Bases 141 to 2177 code for a protein of 678 amino acids.